ACUUAAAAAAAUAUUAUUUAUACGAAUACAUAGCCCUCUCAGUCUCACACCCUUAAUAGUUUAGUCCCCAAUACUCCUUUCCUCAAAACAAAAAAAAUUCUACAAAAGCAAAAAAUUGCCUGUUCACUUCUCAGCUUCCUUCUCAUCCUUGGGCAAAACUCGGUUGGCCUGUUUCACAAUUCAGAGCGCAAUGACAGUGAGCAUCAGAGACUACCAAAUCACCUACGAUAUCACCUUCUUCACGGACCAGAUCCACACUCUAGUCACCAACACUCCCUCCCUCGUCGACCAAUGGAUUACCGAAACCCAACAACUACUUCACCAAAACCCUACCAUCGUUGGCCUAGAUGUCGAGUGGCGUCCCAACGACCGCUAUACCAAGAACCGAAUCGCCACUCUACAGCUUUGCAUUGAUCACAGAUGCCUCAUUUUUCAGCUCAUACAUUCCCCAUUUAUCCCACAAUCUCUUGUCGAAUUUCUUCUCAGUAAGAAUUUCGUGUUUGUGGGGGUUGAAAUUGGGAAUGACGUUGAAAAGCUGGUGGAGGAUUAUGGGUUGAGUGUGAGAAACACAGUGGAUUUGAGGAACUUGGCUGCGGAGAAGCUAGGAAUUAGGAAGAAUGCUGGGUUGAAGAAUUUGGCCAAGGAAGUGUUGGGGAAGGAAAUUAAUAAGCCCGAGAUAGUCACAAGGAGUGAAUGGGACAAUCAAUGGCUUACUUCUGAUCAGGUUCAGUAUGCUUGUCUUGAUGCCUUUGUGUCUUCUGAAAUCGGCAGGAGAUUGAAUUCUUCUUCUUCUUCUUCUUCUUCUGCUUCUGCUUCUGCUUCUUCUUCUGCUUCUGCUUCUGCUUCUUCUUCUGCUUCUGCGCUGCUGCGGCUGCUGCUGCGGCGGCUGCGGCUGCUGCUGCGGCUGCUGCUGCUGCUGCUGCUGCUGCUGCUGCUGCUGCUGCUGCUGCUUGAGGACUAAUUGCUUAAAAUUUCCAUGCUGCUUUCUCUGGAAAGCUUGUGAACUUUGGAUACUUCUCAAAUUUUCUGUUUGGCUUGUGUUUUGUUUGCUGUUGUGGAGAUGAUCAUUGCAGUCAAAUAAAUAAAAAAUAUGUUGAAAUGGA
Manihot esculenta (cassava) is the source of this 1103-nucleotide messenger RNA. Its product is annotated as Werner Syndrome-like exonuclease. Gene Ontology annotation, cellular component: cytoplasm; nucleus. Gene Ontology annotation, molecular function: 3'-5' exonuclease activity; nucleic acid binding. Lineage: Eukaryota; Viridiplantae; Streptophyta; Magnoliopsida; Malpighiales; Euphorbiaceae. The transcript has a single exon. Bases 191 to 961 code for a protein of 256 amino acids. Gene Ontology annotation, biological process: nucleobase-containing compound metabolic process. The record is from RefSeq and is a predicted model, not a curated record.